Molecule: messenger RNA, 579 nt
Organism: Ipomoea nil (Japanese morning glory)
Lineage: Eukaryota; Viridiplantae; Streptophyta; Magnoliopsida; Solanales; Convolvulaceae
Product: monothiol glutaredoxin-S10-like
Exons: 1
Coding region: 100-408 (102 amino acids)
Source: RefSeq, a predicted model, not a curated record
AAACACCAUAACAAGAAAUCACCUAAUCCAACUCAACUACUAGGAAAAAUCAUCCAUCUUAUAUAUAUAUAUUUAUUGAUAAUAUAUAAUCUAUAAAUCAUGGAUCGCAUAGUGAAGGUGGCGUCUCAAAAGGCGGUGGUGAUAUUCACCAAGAGUUCAUGCUGCAUGUGCCAUGCAAUCAAGAGGCUGUUCUACGAGCAAGGGGUGAGCCCCAUGGUGUACGAGCUGGACGAGGACGUCAACGGCCGGGAAAUGGAGCGAGCCCUCGUCCGCUUCGGCUGCAACCCGGCGGUUCCGGCGGUGUUCAUCGGCGGCAAGUUUGCAGGCUCCGCCAACACCGUCAUGACUCUUCAUAUUAAUGGGUCGCUCAAAAAGAUGCUCAAAGACGCCGGCGCUAUCUGGCUCUGAUCUCAUCAUCUUAUUAACUUCACUACUCUUAUGUUUUGUGAAGACUACUUCUGCUUCACUAAGCUAGUGCAAGGUCAUUUUAAUUGUAUUUUCAACAAAUACUUGACCUUGUUCCCCUUUUUGUUUUUGUUUUUGUUUUUUUACUUUAUAAAAUUUUGUGCUUUUAUAUAU